AUAUUAGCAGACACUCUUCGGAUGCCAAGUUUUGACAGGCUAUGUUGAUACUUUUAUUUGUGAUUUCUCAGUCUAACUUUUGUCAAUUUAUCUCCGUGACUGUUCGCUGCCUGAGUGACAGCCCUGAAAACCAAUGACAAGAUUUGAAACUCUGUGUAUACCGCCGUCGCCAAGGUUACAGACCGACAUUCCAAAGAGCUGGAAAUCGGGGGGCGGGACUAUAGUUUAAGCAUGGGUGGAUGCACUUUUCAACAGCAAGUUACGGCAAGAGAAGUUUUUGUAAUUAAACUCUCUCAUUAAUUGAUUGAAAAACGCACACGUUUCUUAGUGCAACAUAACAAACGCAUGGCUGUCAAUCUGCAACCAUUACCCAACCAGUGCUAACUUUGGUAACAUGCUCAGCUAACUAAGCUAACGAUAACUUGCCUUGGAACUGGAGGAGCAAAUGACACCAGAAUGGGAGAGCUAGCAAGGCUGUGCCAGAACUGAGGCCAAACUCUCACCUCUCUGCUACAUUCAGAGCUGCCGCUUGUUUCUUUCAUAGCAGCUGUUUGACAAGAAGAUCGACAUUGGAUAUGCCUUGUGUUCCUGCUUCAGCAGAGUCUUGUGAUGUAUAGAGACUAAUUGAAACAUUCUGAAUCAAUGGACAAGAGAAAGUUCCCAGGCACAAUGUUCAGGCAGUGUUCAGAUGCGUCAUCCAAGAAACGUGUUGGAAGUGGCCUUAACUUGCCCCAGCCUCCCCCACUCUCCUCCUCCAUCCAGCAAGGUCGUAUCCGCGCUGUGGAGGUGGCAAGAGGGAGAACAGGGUAUGGCUUUACACUGACAGGCCAAAGCCCUUGUGUGCUCAGCUGUAUCCUUAAAGGGAGCCCUGCAGAUUAUGUAGGGUUGCGUUCAGGCGACUACAUCCUCUCCGUCAAUGACAUCAACGUCUCCAAGGCGUCGCAUGAAGAUGUGGUCAAACUGGUUGGACGCUGUUCUGGUGUUUUGAAAUUAGUCAUCGCUGAGGGAGAGCGUCACAGGCGGCACCACCAACGGACCACUGGCAGUCAUCACCAUAGCAGCAACACAAUGGCAGCAUCUUACCUGGAUUCAUGUUCUAGCGAUGAUGAGUUGGAUGGUUUUUAUGACAAUAGUGUUAACAACAACAAUAACAGCAAGUCAGGCAGUGGUGCUCGUGGUGGUUGGUACAAACCCAAACUGGAUUCUAAGCAGCUGGGCAUCAACAGGGCAGAGAAGGUGGUGGCGGAGCUGCAGUCUGGAGGAAUAUUUAACAUGAUCUUUGAGAACUCCAGCCACUCCUCUAGCAGCUCAGACAAGGACAGGCCUAGGGUUAAGUCGUCAUCAAAACCGCGUCCACUGUCUGACCCAGAGUUCCCUCCAUACCGCUACUCCUCCCGUUCCCAGAGCAAUCCCAACUUACUUUCUGAAGAGGAGAUGGCCCAAGUUCUAAAUGAUGAUUCAGUCUUCUUGGACUCAGACUUCCGCCAUCUCCACCUUCACCACCAUGAAGAGCAAGACGUGGAUGUAGGAGAUGGGGGCGACUUGGGCUUAGAGCCUGGCGAGGGUGUGCUCAAUGUGGGCAUGAUUGUUGGGUAUCUGGGUUCUAUUGAGCUGGCCUCCACAGGGACGAGCUUAGAGAGUGACAGCCUACAAGCCAUCAGAGGCAGCAUAAGGCGCCUCAGAGCCGAGCAAAAGAUUCACUCACUGGUCCUUAUGAAGGUCAUGCAUGACAGUGUGCGUCUCUGCAACGACAGAGGUCAGGUCCUGGCCACUUAUCCUGCAGAAAAACUAGCCUUUAGCGCUUGUUGUCCUGAUGACCGGCGAUUCUUCGGACUGGUCACGAUGCAGGCCACGGACGACCAUAACGAUCGUUACUUCAGCAACGGACGAGAUGAAGAUGGUGGCCUGAGGACUUCCUGUCAUGUGUUCCUUGUGGACCCAGACCUCUGCCACCACCAGGUCCAUUUCGCUGUAGCCAGGAGGUUUGGCUUUGAGUGCACCCCUGACCCAGACACAGGAGGCUGCCUGGAAUUCCCACCCAGUUCUCAGCCUCUUCUCCAGUUUGUCUCCAUCCUCUACCGGGACAUGGGGGACAACAUUGAGGGGGUCCGGGCCCGAGCCUUCCAUGACCAAGACAACGAUGCCCAGCAGAACCACAGCACCAGCAGCAACAGUGAUAGCGGGAUCUGCAACUUUUUACCAGAAGAGAAGAGCAACAGAGUGCUUCUAGUAGACCUCGGAGCUCCUCCCAGUCACAACCACACCUCUGGACCACGUCACUGGGACAGCCCGCCUUCUUCUCAGCAGGCCUGGAGCCCCACCCUAGGAGCUGCAGCCUCUCACCCACCUCCUUCAGCUCUGAGAAAUGGCCACUACCGUCAUGAUCCACACCUGGCUGACCUCCCUCACGCUCUCCCCUCAGUUCACCCCGAUGUGCCAGGCAGGCACUCACGAGGGGUCCACCCUCAUCACUACUCACCAGGGAAGCGAGGAGGGGCUGUGGGGGGAGGAGAAAAGAGAGGGGCUGGAGGAGUAGGAGUAGGAGUAGGGGUGGAGUCGCAGAGGUGGCUUCCAGUCCAUGUGCUGAGAGACUGGCGUCAGCAGCACCACCACAGCCACCUCCACGGCCUGAGCAGCGAUCAGGAGUCCUACACUGAAUCCACGGACGGAUGGUCAUCAGCCAACUGUAGCACCCUUCCCCCACCCAUGAAUAAGAUACCGGCUGACCGCUACCGGGCCCCACUGGCCCCCGGAGACCACCUGCCACCACCUGGAGGGAGUCAGCCUCCUCCUCCAUCACAUCCCCAUUCCCACACCCACCGGCUGGCUGUUCAGAAAGACGAGUGGGCCAAGAAGCUGUUUGGUACCGGGGAAAGGGAGAGAGCUGGGGCAGAGAGAAGUCAACGAGACAAGAAACGAGGACGUGCCAAGGAGGGAGAGAAAAGGGGUGGUCGGUUCCAUGGUCUGACCAUGGGCUUCCCUCCUCUCCCCCAACGCUCCUCAGCCAGACGCUCCUUUGGACGUUCCAAACGUCUCAGCCUGGCCCGCUCCCUGGACGACCUGGAGUCUGCUGCAGUCUCCGAUGGAGAACUGAACAGUGCGGAGCUGCAGGGCUGCAGCAGUGACAACAGUCUGAACAGUAAUGCCAGCCUGCCCAGCGUCCAGAGCCAUCGGCGCCACACUGAGAGGAGAGUGGCCAGCUGGGCUGUCUGCUUCGAGAGACUGCUGCAGGACCCUGUGGGAGUCCGCUACUUUUCGGAGUUCCUAAAGAAAGAGUUCAGUGAGGAGAACAUCCUGUUCUGGCAGGCUUGUGAGUUCUUCAGUCACGUUCCUGAAAAUGACAAGAAGCAGCUAUCUCAGCGUGCCAGGGAGAUCUACAACAGCUUCCUGUCCAGUAAAGCCACAACGCCAGUCAACAUAGAUAGUCAAGCUCAGCUUGCUGACGACAUCCUCAAUGCCCCCCGGCCUGACAUGUUCAAGGUGCAGCAACUGCAGAUCUUCAACUUGAUGAAGUUUGACAGCUACACACGGUUCCUCAAGUCUCUGCUGUAUCAGGAGUGUAUGCUAGCAGAGGUGGAGGGCAGGCCCCUGCCUGACCCUCACCACGUCCCCAGCAGCCCCACCUCCAAACACAGCACCACUGGCUCUGACCGCUCCAACCUGUCCACACCCAAGAAGGAGGACAAAAAGAGCAAAUCCGGACGAUCUCUGAACGAGGACAGUCGGGACGACUCUGGAGACCGAAGGAAAGGCAUGUUCUUCUCCUGGUCCCGCAACAGGAGCUUCGGAAAAGGCCCAAAGAAACGAGAGCUGGCUGACUUUAACUACAAUUUCACUGGCAGCAACGGUCGCCGUGAGUCCCAGGGUUCACUGUCUUCAGGAGCCAGUCUGGAGCUGGGGACAUCAGGGUCAGGGAGGAACGAGGGUGAUGUUUCCCAUGGCUCAGCGUCAACAGAGCGAGGAGGGAGCAGCGCCCCCUUGAGGCAGUGUAACAUAAGCUUGCCGGACGGCUCAUGUUGCUCUGUGCCACUGAGGGCCGGGCUGUCCAUCAGGGAUCUGCUGCUGGGCCUCUGUGAGAGGCUCUGCAUUAACCUGGCAGCUGUUGACCUCUUCCUGGUCGGAGGGGAGAAGCCACUAGUUUUGGACCAAGACUGUAUGACAUUGUGCUCUCGGGACCUCCGACUAGAAAAGCGCACUCUCUUCAGACUCGACUUGGUUCCUAUUAACCGUUCUGUGGGCUUAAAAGCUAAACCCACCAAGCCUGUGACUGAAGUCCUCAGGCCUGUGGUUGCCAAAUAUGGCCUGCACCUCUCUGACUUGGUGGCACACAUCAGUGGGGAGUCAGAGCCUUUAGAUCUAGGUCUUCCUAUUUCCAAUCUGGAUGGGUUGCGAGUGGUGCUGGAUAUAGCAGAACAUAGUCUUGGAAAAGCAGACAAACAGAAAGGAGCUCCCUCUAAGAGUCACGGCCCAGCCUCAGCAAACAGAAACCAGUCAACAACAGGGGAGGACAGGCCAUCAGGGAAAACCGGUCCAGCCCACCCCCAUGGGGAAAACGGGAAGGCUGGGCCCAGCCCUGACACAAGCAGCCAGCCCUUACCCAACCACUCUGUCUCUCUCCAUAAGGCUCCAGAGAAGAGAAAGCAGAAAAAGAUUAAUAUAGCUGAAGCUGAAGAGUUCUUCGACCUCAUAUACAAAGCUCAGAGCAACCGAGCAGACGACCAGCGAGGCCUGCUAAACAAAAGCAACCUGCAGCUCCCAGACUUUCUACGCCUGUCGCCAGUGGCAACCGACCAGGCUGCGCUUCUUCCAUACGACACUCAGCAUAGUUGCUCCACCCCCAAUUCCUUUAACCCCAGUGACGGCAGCGGUCGCCGGGGCAAUAAGGCGAACAGCACCGACAGGGGAGGAGGCAGCUACUUGCUCAGCGCGAGUCAUCAGUCCCAGAGCUUGGACUCUGCGCUUGGCACUGAGAACAGGGGUGGGAGGAGACCCAGAGCACCUCCUCCAUUUCCUGACACCAUCUCCCCCAUCCACCCAUCCCAAGGCGCCCAGCAUGGUCUCCUCCAGGAUCGUGGCAGGGGAGAAUCUGUGCAGAUGCUGGAGGAGGACAGCCUGUCUGAUCUGACUCUAAUAGGAGAGGGGGACAUUAAUAGCCCCAGCCUCAACUACGUCACUCCCUCAGCCCUACCAUGCAAACCCCACCGCCAAGCCCAACAACAUGCACAGGACGGUCAGCCUAGCUCAGGUACUUCCCCCGUGUGAACUCUCUGAAACUUGUGAACUUUCACCUUUUUUCCUUCAGCUGGCUGUGAGCGGGACUGGACUCCCGCUAAAGUCAGUGUGAAGUUCCUCACUGGCCCAGAAUGCAUCCAGAUCUCCUCGCUUCCUUCAUUCAGCUUAGUGGUACAUGACAUUCUGUAGUCUAAAGACAAUCACUGCAACAUUUAAUCCCAGAUUUACAGGUGAAAAUACAGUAACUAACAUAAGGACACAGAAAACUGGGACUUUUAUCACAUACAAUCAAAUAAGGGUUCAUUUAGCCAAACUAAUGUGAUGUGUGCGCCACCUUCAGGCCAGCAUCUGCUGUAAGUCAACAACAGCCGUAUACUAAAAUAGGUCCGGCAUAUGAAGGGAGGAAAAUAGAUGCACUGGGCUCAGACAGAACUUGUCAUUUGGUUGCAUGGUGUGUAUCUGUGAACUUCUGAAUGGACUUGCUGUGGAUUUUUCUUUGGAGACACAAGUUUGAGGAUGAGCUCGGAAUGAGUGAUGCCAGCGCCAACUCCGUCCUCCAGGAACUCCCCACCCGACCUAGUGUACACAGUCUAACAAAUGCACUUUAGCCAAUUACAAACAAGACUUAACACAUCUUUACUUAUUUUUACAAAUCAUUUUCUCUCCCUGCUUUCUUUAACCUCAGAAUGUCUGUUUUGCUGGAGUUGCCAGAGCGGUUUUUGUCGGAUCACGUGUUAAAUACAAAUAUAUGUAUGCUACAGCGCCACGAAUGCACAUGUUUGUUCAGCUGUUCUUUAUCAUCUCGAGCACAGUACACUCUGUUUCCACCACUGUUCUCUUUCCUCAGGCACUUCCUGUGUCUCCUGUGAAAACUAAGACUAUAGCGACUUCACAAGCUCGCAGUCUCACGCUGUGACCAAAUGAAACUUUGGCACCGAGCAGACAUGAUCAGUUUUCUUUUUACCAUCUUUGUUUUACUACUCUACACUACAUCACAGAGCUGCAUCUGUUUUGUUUGUUUUCUUUUCUUUUCUUUUUACAGUGUAGCAAUUCAGCAGUGUUCCUAAGUGUCUGUCCCUGUGGGGUCUUAGCUGGAAAAAUUGGACUAUGAAGUCAAAUCGUUUCAAUUUUUAAAGGGUUUUAUUGUUACUUAAUCCUGGACUAUAUUCUCAAGAAAACCUUAAUUUAUCUCACAUGCUUUUCAUUUUAACAUCAGUUAAAAGUAUUAAUUUGUAUAUACUCCACCGUUUGAAACCACCAUAUUGCUGUAGCCAUUGUUGAAUUGCAGUGCAUCCACGCUGUUUCUUCACUUGUCACAAUAGAAAUCACUUCUCUGUUCUGUUCAGUUGACUGUAUUGUCUGUACAUAGAAAAAUAAAUGUUUUAGAGGUUGA
This is a messenger RNA of Monopterus albus (swamp eel), 6625 nucleotides long. RefSeq names its product regulator of G protein signaling 12b (gene rgs12b). Gene Ontology annotation, biological process: signal transduction; regulation of G protein-coupled receptor signaling pathway. Lineage: Eukaryota; Metazoa; Chordata; Actinopteri; Synbranchiformes; Synbranchidae. Gene Ontology annotation, cellular component: plasma membrane; cytoplasm; nucleus. Gene Ontology annotation, molecular function: protein binding; GTPase activator activity. The coding region runs from base 643 to 5262 and encodes 1539 amino acids. The record is from RefSeq and is a predicted model, not a curated record. The transcript has 19 exons.